UCGUACAAUAACAGACAAGCAUUGCUUUGACGCUCCAAUUUUAAGGACGAUCAACACAUUCAUCGACACUCGAACGCCUCGUCCGUGUCACUGGAGCCAGUCAGGUCAAUCAACACCCUCGCUUAAUCCACUCCAUCCCCACUCCCUUUUUCAGCUCGUCGGAGAUACAAUCGUGGUGUCGUUCGAUUGGGGUGUUCCUCAGCUCUUGUCGCCUGUGACAUCAGUUCAGCUGCCAUCGCGGCCAAGAAAAUAUAAAUGGCCAAUAUUGGAUGUUCGGGCUCCAUGCCAACGUACACCUGAGAAAAAAUGGGUCUGUCAAAAUUUGACGGAUCUUAGACAUCAGGCGGGGUUAUUGGGAAGGGAGAAUCAUAAAUAACGGCCUUGUUCCCGGUCAAAUCGGUCGCUUCCAGUGCAAUCGCUAAUCUUUCCUUUCUGAGUACCUUGAGAAAUAACACAAUCAACCAAGAUGGGUGUAACUGAGACUCCUGACCAGGACACGAUCGAGAAAGGGCUCAGACAGUCACAAAAAGCAAACGAAAAUGACACCCAAGCGAUGUUCGACAUCUACAUCUACGAUGAAACGUCCAAGGCAGCCAAGAUGGAAAAAUUCGUCAACCUUGGAAGCAUCAAGAACAUCGAGGGCAAGGCUCUGAAGGACAUCCGGAAGAUGCUUAUUAGUCAGAAUGCGUUGACAUAUAGACAAAAAGGAAGCUCGUUCUGCAACAAGGCUGGAGCUCAAGCAAACGAGGAUCUGAGCUUUUCCGAGUACACGGAGUCUCUUAGUCGCGGAGUGGAAACGUCGAUCGAUGACAAGGAAGAGAAGAAACCGAGCAAUGAAGGCGAUGAGGCUCAAGCCGCCAGCGCAUCCGGCACCCAGGGCGGUAAAACAGGCGCAAAGAAGGAAGUCUUCACUGUCUAUCUCAAGUCUCGCAGACUCCCUACCGAGGUGGACGAGGCGACCAAGGAGUUCAUGAAGCAGAAGUUGGAACUCGAACUCAGACAAGCGGAACUUGGAGCGACAGUCAAGCCCGAGCUCCUUACUAGCUCUUACAACCACAAUAACUUCAUGGCUUCAGCUGGCAGUGGCAAAGUGACUCAUCCAGCCGAUAUGACACAGAAAGAAUGGAAUAUAGUCAUGCAGACCAACUCUCUACUCAACGGUAGCUAUAUUAGACUGCCCUCGGCCGGAGUCUCUAAAAAGGUCGAGCGUGCCAUGUAUCCAGCCUUUCAACUGAAGCCCCGCCUGUUUCGUGACUACGAGGUGUCCCUCGAUAGCAAAGAUAUCAAGACACCUGAGCAAAUGCUGCGUAUCCCUCGAUACAGGGUUGAGGAUGAUUCUUACGUCGAGGUGUCGGAGAACAAAUCCUCUGUGGCGUCGGCAAUUGCUUCAAGCUCUCUUUCUGAAAUCGCCGCAGAAGUUGCUGUUGAAGGAGGAGCUUUUGGCUACAGUGCCAGUGCUAAGGCUUCAUACAAAAACGAAGAAAAAUCGGCGAACUCCAUGACAAGCCGUACGGAUGAAAACCAUAUGACUAUCACUUACAAUUUCCCCCGUGUGGUUGUCCAACUGGAUGAAGACAGCCUGGAGCUUUCGGAGGAGUGCGCGGCGGACCUGAAGCAUGUGAAGGACAAGGCUUCCGUGGAGGCAUUCAGAACUAAAUACGGUGCCUUCUUCGCAUCUCGUGUAGAACUUGGAGGACGGCUUCACUCCUCAGAAAACUCAAAGGCGUUGGGCAGUGGAUCCGUGGAGGAGAAGUCCAAGUCCAUGAAAGUCGCCGCGAGUGUGUCGUUCUCUUCGCCAUUCGUGCAGGCGGCUGCCAGUGCCAGCUAUGGAAAUUCCAGCGCAAGCAAGAACGAGAAUACCUCGAGCUCUCUUAACAACAGCAUGACUUGGGAGGCUAAAGGAGGCGAUACCUUGUUGUGCAAUAACCCCCCUGCAUGGUGUAGCACCGUGGCAUCUUUCUACAACUGGCGCGUUGUCAAGCAAGAGAACCUUCUCUCGAUUGAAGAGCUCAUUUCGAGGACAGAUGGACAUCAGGGUGUCAAAACCCUGUUUGACAGCAUCUUGCUCCCAGAGGGAAAGAAACCCGAACCUCCCAAGGUGGCAAGCGGUUCGCUUGUGGUCUGCUUCCUUGGUAAAGACACUUCCCAAUACAUGACCAUGAGAGAGGAUACGGGUCCUAAUACUGCGAUUGGUCAACAUGUUGCGAGCGAAGCCUCGACCAAGAUGUUUAACAACUUUUUUAGCGGGGGCUUUUAUCCCCCAGCCCAAGUCACAUGGCUCCAAAGAUUGAUGUCGAAAUGCUGUCGCCCGCUUGUGAUGAGAGAGGCGAGAUUUACCGGAUCUCAAGAUUUCCAAGUUCAUGGAUUGAUUAAUACCACGACUGGACAUAAGAGGCUCCAAAAUGGCGCCACUUAUAAGGUGUGGAAUAAAUUCGCAAAUGGAUGGAUCAAGGGUACCGACUCUUUGCCUGGUUUCUAUGACAAUUCCUUCCUCCACGAAGAGGGCGAUAUGGGAGCUGCUUACAUCAAGUUGCAGUCUGUCAAGCCAUUUGAAGCGUCGGACGUUCUCGAUCAAGAGGACGAAGUCUUCAUAUACAUGUACGACGAAAGUGGAACGUUGCUUGGUCCAGUCAAGGAACUGCCAAAUGGUAUGCUUGGUACGGACCGAAGCGGGGGUGCUAAGACGUUUGUCCUCCGCUUUCAGUAAUGGUGGCUCGUCUAUGAUUUUCAAGGGUCUUCCACAAGAUCAACCAGAGAUUAUGCUAAAUAAAAGUCUGGCUAGUCAAGAAUAAGCAAGAACCAUGGAAAAACCAACCAAAAUUAUUAUAUACAGCUCAUACUUCUAGAUAUAUAAUGGCGCUCCAUAGCUUGGCUUAUCUAUGGGCAGUUGAUUCUGGUCAAAUAUGGC
Aspergillus glaucus CBS 516.65 is the source of this 2908-nucleotide messenger RNA. RefSeq lists its product as uncharacterized. The record is from RefSeq and is a predicted model, not a curated record. NCBI's taxonomy places the organism in Eukaryota, Fungi, Ascomycota, Eurotiomycetes, Eurotiales, Aspergillaceae. Bases 467 to 2707 code for a protein of 746 amino acids. The transcript has 15 exons.